Messenger RNA from Pieris napi, 915 nucleotides. RefSeq names its product exosome complex component RRP43-like. Gene Ontology annotation, cellular component: nuclear exosome (RNase complex); cytoplasmic exosome (RNase complex). Gene Ontology annotation, biological process: nuclear polyadenylation-dependent mRNA catabolic process; U4 snRNA 3'-end processing; TRAMP-dependent tRNA surveillance pathway. Bases 44 to 874 code for a protein of 276 amino acids. The record is from RefSeq and is a predicted model, not a curated record. NCBI's taxonomy places the organism in Eukaryota, Metazoa, Arthropoda, Insecta, Lepidoptera, Pieridae. The transcript is spliced from 5 exons.
GUUGAUUUACGUUAUUUUUUUUAUAAGUCAUCAAAAUUAAAAUAUGUCAGACGUUUAUAAGGUUAUACAUCCUAAUAAAUACUUCAAUGACUACAUAUCUUUAAAUGUGAGACCCGAUGGAAGAAAAUUUGACGAACAGCGAAGUAUUAAAUUAAACGCCAAUGCCAUUAGUAAUGCAGAUGCUUCUGCACUUAUUAAAUGUGGAAAUACCACUGUUGUUUGUGGAAUAACAUUAGAAUUAGCAACACCUAAAGCUGAAGAACCUGAUCAUGGAUUUCUUGUAACUAAUGUUGAAUUAUUACCCUUAUGCUCUUCCAAGUUUAAGCCAGGACCUCCAUCCGACUAUGCUCAAGUAAUCAGCAAUACUGUUAAUGAUAUUAUCAAAAACUCAAAAUGCAUUGAUCUUAAGGACUUAUGUAUUGUUUCUGACAAGUUAGCAUGGGUUCUAUAUUGCGAUAUGGUGUGCUUGGAUAAUGAUGGAAGUAUUAUAGAUGCUUGCAUAACAACCUUAAUAACAAGUCUUAAAUCAUUAUCUUUGCCUGCUGUAUCAUUUGAUGUUGAAACAGAAGAAGUAAAAGUUGACAUUAGUAAUAAGACAUCAUUAAAAGUAACUGGAUUACCAGUAGCAACAAGUUUUGCAAUAUAUCAAUCUCCCGAAAGCAACCUUGUGCUAACCGAUCCAACCACAUUUGAAGAAGAAAUGUGUGGAGGUAUUGGAGCAAAUCUGAUAGUCUGCUGGAACCAAGGUCUUCUUUGUGGUGUUCAGAAGUAUGGAGGUGGUAAUAUACCAACAGAAAGUCAGAAAAAAUUACUUCAGGUUGCCAAGAAACGAAGCAAGCUCAUAGAGGAAGUCAUUGAAACUUGUCUAAGCUAAAUAAUAACUAAUAAAUAUUUUAAGCAGUCUUUACAUAACAA